GCUGUUUUGGGGCCUGCGGCGGGUCGGGCCUCCCGGGCCGGGUCCAUCCCAGUGCUCCCGGGAGGCCGAGGAAGGCGCCAUUCCGCUUGGGGCACUCCCGGAGACUGGAAGGACCCGCCCGCCAUCACGGGCAGCGCUGUGGGUGAGGCACAGCGGGUGUGAGCGAGAUGGAAGAAGAGUUCAUGGUUUCUGGUUUGCAUAACAGCAGAGGCUGAAUAGCUUAAAGGAGACACUAGUGCGGGUGAGAAGUGUCAAGCCCCUUGCAAGGCUUGGCUCUGUCAAAAAAGAAGAAAUGAAUCCUAUAAAUGACGAUCCAGUGUUUGGGACCAUUUUUGACUGGGACUAUCUCUUAUGGGAAGUUCGUUUGACAUUUUUAGCUGCUGGUUUUUUAAUCUACUUGGGAGUAUUCCUUCUGUCUCACUGGCUGUCUUCAUGGAUAAGCACCACUUACCGUGACUUGUAUGCAAAGGAGAAGGUGUUUUGGAACAUGGCAGUCACACGUGGUGUGUUUGGGCUUCAGAGUUGUGUUGCAGGGUUAUGGGCUUUGCUCAUUGAUCCUGUUUUUCAUGCUGACAAAGUAUAUUCACAGCAAAAGUGGAGUUGGUUUAACUGUUUAAUAGCUGCUGGAUUUUUCUUGCUUGAAAAUGUAGCUGUUCACAUCUCCAACAUUGUUUUUAGAACAUUUGAUGUGUUCUUGGUAGUUCAUCACUUGCUUGCUUUUGGUGGCUUGGCUGGUCUAGUAAUUAAUGUGAAGUCUGGACAUUACCUGCCUUUAAUGGGAAUGUUGCUGGAGAUGAGUACUCCCUCAACAUGCAUUUCCUGGAUGCUUCUAAAGGCUGGCUGUGCUAAUACCUUUUUCUGGAAGGCAAACCAGUGGGUGAUGAUCCACCUGUUUCACUGCCGCAUGAUUCUCACUUACCACAUGUGGUGGGUGUGCAUUUUCAAUUGGAAUUCUGUGGUAGAAAACCUGGGACUUCUUCAUUUUAUUGUCUUAUUCUCGGGACUGUUUGCCGUUACACUAAUACUUAACCCAUACUGGACAUACAAAAAAACUCAGCAACUCCUCAGCCCAACUGACUGGAACUUUGAAAAUAAAGCAACGGAAAAUGGAAAAUUAAAUGGAGAAACACAUCAAAAGAAGAGGAUAUAACACCGAAACAGUAGGCUGGCAGAAGAAUACAAAUGCAAUGGAACUCUUUGCCUGUGAAGUAGGAGCUUUUUUCAAGAAGCUCGUUAACACAAUAAUUCCUUGCUAGUUGUAUUCUGUAAGCACCAGAAGUAUUUGCAAGCACUCUUUGUACGUCCAUCUGUACACCAGUUAAUUAUGAAUUACACCAAAAAUUUUGUCAGAUUGGAUAAUACUGCAUGAUUUAGGAGGGGCAUGUUCUCUAAUGGCAUCCUUUGUCCUAACACUUCAAAGUGUCUUUGCAGUUAAUUUAUCUUACAUUAAGCUUAGCUUGAAUCAAGUUUAGCUUGAAUCCUAUUUCACAUAUGUCAGAGAUACUGGUACUGGAAGUUGCGACCCAGGUUAGGUAUGCAUGUGUACCUAGUUCCUGUAUGCUAUUAAAUCAUUCCAAGAAGGUGAACUGGUCAGUGGUAAAAUGCAGUCAUAGCUGGGGUUUGGUUUGGGGGACUUUUUGUUUUGUUUUAUUGUGGGGGGUUUUGAGGUUUGAUUUG
This is a messenger RNA of Dryobates pubescens (Downy woodpecker), 1677 nucleotides long. RefSeq names its product CLN8 transmembrane ER and ERGIC protein (gene CLN8). The transcript has 3 exons. Bases 293 to 1150 code for a protein of 285 amino acids. Gene Ontology annotation, biological process: lipid homeostasis. Gene Ontology annotation, cellular component: membrane; endoplasmic reticulum. NCBI's taxonomy places the organism in Eukaryota, Metazoa, Chordata, Aves, Piciformes, Picidae. The record is from RefSeq and is a predicted model, not a curated record.